This is a messenger RNA of Fibroporia radiculosa, 519 nucleotides long. RefSeq lists its product as uncharacterized. The record is from RefSeq and is a predicted model, not a curated record. Bases 1 to 519 code for a protein of 172 amino acids. The transcript has 3 exons. NCBI's taxonomy places the organism in Eukaryota, Fungi, Basidiomycota, Agaricomycetes, Polyporales, Fibroporiaceae.
AUGACGGCCUACGAUACGGAUUCUUCAUCGUCCGAGAUCGCGUGGAAAGUGGCAGACCUAGGAGACGCGUUUGACGGCUUUAUUGAGCUGGAGGUGGCGGAAGACGUAGAGGUCGUGUAUGAUGAGACGGGGGCGGGGAAGGUCGCCAACUCUGAGGUGCGUGGCAUGGUGUUGUGGCCUCAAGACGAGAAUGAAGGAACCAGUGCGAAGGUUGAGCACGUCUCUAUUAGUAUUGGGCAGCCGGCGCAGAAGGGAGAAUUUCCCGCGUCUGCUCUCGACUAUGGAGUGCCCUCACCAGUGAACUUGUCUCAUUUAGCUAGUACAAUCUAUCGAGCGCACAGACGAGGCGCUGAUUUCUACGUGCAAGCCGUUCUCUCUGCAUCUCCAACUCGGCCGAGCACUACAUGUGCAGCAUUCCAGCUCCCCGACGCCCAUCCAAGCCGAGGCACUCCUGAUCGCGAGGCAAGGUCGAGACAUUGUCAGAAUAGCGGAAACGGCAUGUCGACCUCUCUUGCAUAA